GGCACCAUUGCACAACACCCUGCCACCAAACCUUAACCCCGCACUUUACGACCCUAACAUGAUCUUGUUCGAUACGCUCUUUGGGGUUUCCAAACCCAGCUUUAUUACACACCGCGUUGUGUUGGCAAAGCCGAACGAUAUCUUCAACGACAACAAAUGCGCGUUCUGUUGGGCCUUAUACGAUGACAGCGAGCAUUGCGGUGUUCGAAUCCUACCCUAUAAUCACGUUUUUGGCCGCGAAUGUGCUGAUCAGAUGGUUGAUGGACCAAAUGGCAAUCGCUGUCCCAUCUGUCGAACAACACUGUUUCGCGAGCCGAAACACAAGGUCCUCCAGGAAUGACUGUUACAGCUCGUCUACGUGUUUGCCGUAAAUGUUAUGGCUUUGUCCAACGGAAUUCGCACACAUUUGUCUAGAUAUCCACGGCUUCACCGGGUGCUUCGCUCUGGCUUCAAUUGGCUUACAGAGUGCGGAAACGUCUACUUUCUGACCGAGCGCAUUAUCGAUAGAUAUACCUCGAUACGCGCUCGCAACCCAGAGCUCAAACUUGAAGAGCCUCAACUGUUGCUGCGGGUCGUUCGGUUACUAUACAUGUCUUGCUCUGCUAUUUCGGAUGGGAACCCUGCCCUUCCUCGCACACGGGUACUUUUCCACGCUUGCUUCAGAGUGGGGAUAUCAGCAACUAUAAUAGGAUUGUUAUCAAUUGGUGGACUACAUGGCAACAUUCUCCUGCGGUCAGAUCGCUUCCUCCUGGCUGGAGCCAUCAUGAUCGCCACAGCUGCUGCUCACUUCUACAACUUUUGGAUAAUCGGCUGCCAUGUACUUGGUCAAGAUUCAUCGUGGCUGACUGAGCAGCUCAGAGAAAAAGGCUAUGAAAUUUUGGUACAAUGUUUGAGCCUUGCAAGUUGCUUAACAUCUGGUUGACACGUCAGCUGCUCUCUUCGGACAUACGAUGGCUGACCGAGUAAAAGUUGACAGGACGUACGAAUUGAGUACGAAAGAGGAACGGUUGACGGCCAUGAUC
Molecule: messenger RNA, 1022 nt
Organism: Dothidotthia symphoricarpi CBS 119687
Lineage: Eukaryota; Fungi; Ascomycota; Dothideomycetes; Pleosporales; Dothidotthiaceae
Exons: 1
Coding region: 377-922 (181 amino acids)
Source: RefSeq, a predicted model, not a curated record